GAGGCUCGCAGCCGCGCGGGGGCCACGGAGCCCAGAAGCAGCCCUACAAGAUGCACUUAGACACCCGGCGGCUGGAAGAAUGAGCUUGUCCUUCCUCCUCCUCCUCUUCCUCAGCCACCUCGUCCUCAGCGCCUGGGCUCGCGGGGAGAAGCACGUCGCCGCCAAAGGGCAACCCGGACCCGCUGCCGCCGGUCGGAGCCCGGGAGGCGCCCGCAGCAGCCGGAGCGGCAGGGGCACGACGUCUUCCUCCUCGUCCUCCGCCUCCCCCUCCCCCGGCGCUUCUCCGGGCAACCGAGGCGGCGGCUUGGAGCAGAGCAGCUUCCAGUGGAGCCCCUCGGGGCGCCGGACCGGCAGCCUGUACUGCAGAGUGGGCAUCGGCUUCCAUCUGCAGAUCUACCCGGAUGGCAAAGUCAACGGCUCCCAUGAAGCCAACAUGUUAAGUAUUUUGGAAAUAUUUGCUGUGUCUCAGGGGAUUGUAGGAAUACGAGGAGUUUUCAGCAACAAAUUUUUAGCGAUGUCAAAAAAAGGAAAACUCCACGCAAGUGCCAGAUUUACAGAUGACUGCAAGUUCAGGGAGCGAUUUCAAGAAAACAGCUAUAACACCUACGCUUCGGCGAUACACAGAACUGAGCCUGCGGGCCGGGAGUGGUACGUGGCCCUCAACAAGAGAGGGAAGGCUAAGCGGGGCUGCAGCCCGCGGGUCAAACCCCAGCACGUCUCCACUCACUUCCUGCCCAGGUUCAAGCAGCUAGAGCAGCCAGAACUUUCUUUCACGGUCACCAUUCCUGAGAAGAAAAAGCCACCCAGUCCUGUCAAGCCGAAGGUGCCCGUGUCUGCCCCUCGGAAGAGUCCCAACACCGUGAAAUACAGACUCAAGUUCCGCUUCGGGUAA
Lontra canadensis (Northern American river otter) is the source of this 892-nucleotide messenger RNA. It is a transcript of the gene FGF5, whose product is annotated as fibroblast growth factor 5. The record is from RefSeq and is a predicted model, not a curated record. Gene Ontology annotation, cellular component: cytoplasm. Gene Ontology annotation, molecular function: growth factor activity; fibroblast growth factor receptor binding. Gene Ontology annotation, biological process: cell differentiation; fibroblast growth factor receptor signaling pathway; animal organ morphogenesis. Bases 80 to 892 code for a protein of 270 amino acids. Lineage: Eukaryota; Metazoa; Chordata; Mammalia; Carnivora; Mustelidae. The transcript is spliced from 3 exons.